This is a messenger RNA of Trichoderma harzianum CBS 226.95, 513 nucleotides long. RefSeq lists its product as hypothetical. The transcript is spliced from 3 exons. Bases 1 to 513 code for a protein of 170 amino acids. NCBI's taxonomy places the organism in Eukaryota, Fungi, Ascomycota, Sordariomycetes, Hypocreales, Hypocreaceae. The record is from RefSeq and is a predicted model, not a curated record.
AUGAAGGCCGCUUUUCUCCUUCUCGUUGGAGCCGCUCUGGCUUCUGCCCAGACCGUCUACCUCAUUCGCCACGGCGAGAAGCCCGAUGAUGAUGAUGAUCCCAACUUGAGCGCACAGGGAGUGCAGCGCGCCCAGUGCCUGAGAAAUGUUUUUGGUGCCAGUUCUCAGUACAACAUUCAGUACAUUAUCGCUGAGAAGCCCAAGGAUGGCGCCCGAAUUCGAGCUCUCAACACUGUCACUCCUUUGGCCAAUGACCUCGAUUUGACAGUUGACACAAGCUGUGGCAAGACCAAGUCCGACUGCGUUGCUGACCUUGUCAAUGACUACAAGGGUUCCGGCAACAUCCUCAUCUGCUGGGAACACAACGAACUUACCAACAUUGUCGAAUCUCUGGGUGUCAAGAAGGGUCCUGACUACCCUGAUGACUCGUUUAACUUGAUCUGGACGGACCCUUCGCCGUACAACAAGAUUACCAGCACCACCUCCGAGAACUGCCCUGGCUUGGAUAACUAG